CCUAGUUCCUCUCUUCAUCAUUCUCUCUCAUGAUGAGUGACGUCAGAUAUCAAGGUACGCUUUUCCUACUACUUCUCUUUCUCGACCAAGACCAAAACGGAAGAGCUGAAGCGAACUUAGACCCAACAACAAAUAGCGGUGCUACAACCGCUAAAACGCAAUGCAUAUCGCGGCCAAAUAGCGGCCAAUCUCGACGAUAUUAGCGGGAACGAUAUUUAGGUCCGCUAUACAGAACCGCUAUUUAGGCUAGGGCCGCGAACCGAGAUUGUGAAGCUUAUGUGUUUUCAGAAAUAACCACAUCAUUGUUUGUUAUCGUUCUAUUUGCAGUUUGAAGCUGUGAAUCUCUCUUUCUCUCUCUCUCUCUCUCUCUCUCUCUCUCUCUACACCAAUGGAGUUUUGGGGUGUUGCGGUCAAAGGCAGGCAAUCUUUUCAUGUAAAGAUUGGGGAACGCGGUUUUGUGAAUCUUUCUCGGGCUUCACUCGGUUCUGAAGCACAAGAGCCUGUUAUUGUGUACUUAACUGUCAAGAAAAAAAAACAAUUACUUGCAACUCUCAAUCCUAUGUUGCUGCCAGAAGAAGAGUUGAACUUGACAUUUGUCCAAGACUUCGAAAUAAGUCACAACCUCAGAAAUGGCAGUGUUUUUUUCUUUGGAAGCAAAAAUAAACACACACCAAAGAAGGAAGAAGGAAGUAAUGUGGAGAAAGCGAGGGUUGCAGCAUAUUUUAAUAAAGAAGGGGUGAGUGGUUUGCUGCUCAUAGGAGUGUUUGGUUACAUAAGAGAGGUCUUUCACUAA
Messenger RNA from Lactuca virosa, 793 nucleotides. Lineage: Eukaryota; Viridiplantae; Streptophyta; Magnoliopsida; Asterales; Asteraceae. The record is from the annotation of a GenBank genome assembly.